AUGCAUGUUGGGCAAAAGGUUUUUAAGGAUAUUUUAGGAACAGAAGGAACUCAUGUUCAUGAAAUUGAAAAUUUGAUUCAGACUUACCUUUCUAAUCUUCAUCAGGAAAAAACAUUAAAUGACAAGGAAUACAUGACAUUAUGUGGAAAUUUAGAGGAAAUAUUAGAAUGCCAUAAGAUGUUUCUUACUGCAUUAGAAGAAGUGGAACAGAGACCUUCUAGAGAACAAAAAAUUGGUGGUGUUUUUAUGCAGUUUGCUCCACAAAUAAAGAAAGUUCAUUUAUUGUAUUGCUCAAAUCAUCCAAAAGCUGCAUCAGUCAUUGAAAAACAUAGGGAAACUUUGAACAAAUUCAUGGAAGAUAAAGGAGCUACAUCUCCUGGCAUAUUAGUUUUAACAACUGGUCUUAGUCGGCCAUUUCGAAGAAUUGAAAAAUAUCCCGCUCUUUUGCAAGAAUUACAAAGAUAUACAGAAGAAAGCCAUAUAGACAGAGGAGACACUCAAAGAACCAUAUUUGUAUAUAGAGAGAUAGCUUCUUCCUGUUCAAUUACACGAAGACAGAAAGAAAUGGAACUUGAAAUUAUGACAGGAACCAUUAGAGAUUGGGAAGGAGAAGAUAUUCAAACGUUGGGAGAAAUUCUACACAUGGGACCUGUUAUAACAGUGACAGAAGAUCAACAAAGAAAAGAUCGUUAUCUUGUUUUAUUUACACACACACUAGUCAUUUUAUCUGUUAGUCCUAGAAUGAGUGCUUUUAUCUAUGAGGGAAAACUUCCCUUAUCAGGUGUAAAAGUUGGUAAAGUGGAUUCUUCAGAAGGAUAUGGUCAUGCCUUUGAAAUAACUGGAAGUAUGAUUCAGCGUAUUGUUGUCAUUUGUCAAAAUCAAGAAAGUGCUGUCUUAUGGUAUAAUCUCUUACAUCAACAAAUUAGAACAAGCCAGUUUCCUGGUGUUAAAAUAUCUCCUAAAGGAGGACAAGAUGUUUAUGCAUCACCUAAUCAUGGAACUGCAUCAAGUUAUUCAUCUAACACCCAAUCUGGAUCUUCUCAAUCAACAUCCCAUACUACAUUAUCCAAUGACAAAAAUGCUUUCCAGUCAAAUAAUAGAACAACUUUUCAUUCUCCAAAUAAAGUUUGGACAAUGUGGAGUCUUCGACCUCAUCCUCCUGUUAGACCUUCUCCAGCUUUGGUAACUAAAAACGAAGUUUUACUUAGAAGAGGAAGUAACAGAAGAAAAGAAAAAGUUUUUGAAGAUAAAGCCUAUGAAGGAGAUAUGAAGAUUCUUCAAGUUAUUGAAGCUUACUGUACAAGUGCAAAAACAAGAUAUACUGUGAAUUCAGCUCUUAUAGAUACCCCACAAGUAUUGAUUGCUGAAGAAGAAAAAAUUAUAGUAGAAGAAAUUAGAGGAAAUACAACUAUUGUUGAAGAAAGAAGUUUGGUUGACACUGUAUAUGCUUUAAAAGAUCAAGUAAAAGAACUGAAAGUGGAGACUGCUGCCCUAGCUAAGAGUCUUGAUGAAGAAAAAAAGGCUCGUAAGAAACUGGAAGCACUAUUGAAGAAACAUAUACUUAGUGGAAGAGAAGAAACUGUCAGUAAUAUUGCUGAUGAUUAAUAACUGUGAUUUAUCAUCAAUGUAUUGUUUAUCAAAGGAAAGUGCCUUUGAAGUUACAAACUGUGAUUGAAUGAUGCUCCGUAAUCAGUCACCUCUCAGGGCUUAAAACUUUGCAGCAUUGUAUAAAGGUUAGGAAAUGCUAGAAGAGGCUUUGCAAUAUUGGAUAACUUUCUUUUAAAUAAUAAUGUGCCAAUGAAAAUCACUAAAUUGAUAGAUUAUUCUUAGUGGACAAGGAUUAUUUAUAAGAUCCCUCUUGUUUUAGAAAUUGUUUUACAAAAUAGCUAAAUCCAAAGCAUUGUUUUUUUCACUUGAAAUAUUUAAAUUUAUAUUUUUAUAGUUCUAAUUU
Centruroides sculpturatus (bark scorpion) is the source of this 1951-nucleotide messenger RNA. RefSeq names its product rho guanine nucleotide exchange factor 7-like (gene RtGEF). The coding region runs from base 1 to 1605 and encodes 534 amino acids. NCBI's taxonomy places the organism in Eukaryota, Metazoa, Arthropoda, Arachnida, Scorpiones, Buthidae. The record is from RefSeq and is a predicted model, not a curated record. Gene Ontology annotation, molecular function: guanyl-nucleotide exchange factor activity. The transcript is spliced from 15 exons.